This is a messenger RNA of Bufo bufo (common toad), 1963 nucleotides long. RefSeq names its product CDP-diacylglycerol synthase 2 (gene CDS2). The record is from RefSeq and is a predicted model, not a curated record. NCBI's taxonomy places the organism in Eukaryota, Metazoa, Chordata, Amphibia, Anura, Bufonidae. Gene Ontology annotation, cellular component: endoplasmic reticulum membrane. The coding region runs from base 95 to 1423 and encodes 442 amino acids. The transcript is spliced from 13 exons. Gene Ontology annotation, molecular function: phosphatidate cytidylyltransferase activity.
AGGUCGGGGAGCGGUACUGUACGUCAACAAGGGCCCCGGACAUCUCUGCACGUUAUAGUCCUAGCGGAAUAGAAGGCGGCGUCCGUCCUGCAGCAUGACGGAGCUGAGGCACCGGGUGACAGGGGAGCUGGACGAGAAGGAGAUCGAACCUGAAGUCAAACAUGAGGGGGAGACGGCAUCGGACAGUGAGGGCAAAGCAGAGACCGGUGGUACUCUUCAAGGCAGCCCGUCUGAUGACACCCCAAAAGUCCUCAACCGAGCCUUGUCCAGUCUGUCUUCCAGAUGGAAGAACUGGUGGAUCAGAGGCAUCCUCACACUGGCCAUGAUUGCAUUCUUCUUCUUCAUCAUCUAUUUAGGACCAAUAGUGCUCAUGAUGAUUGUGAUGUGUGUGCAGAUCAAGUGUUUUCAGGAGAUCAUCAUGAUCGGCUACAACGUCUACCAUUCCUAUGACCUGCCCUGGUUUCGGACACUUAGCUGGUACUUCUUGCUGUGUGUCAACUACUUCUUCUAUGGAGAGACGGUCACUGACUACUUCUUUACUCUGGUCCAAAGAGAGGAGCCGCUAAGGAUCCUCAGCAAAUAUCAUCGCUUCAUUUCCUUUGCGCUGUAUCUCAUUGGGUUCUGCAUGUUUGUGCUCUCCCUGGUGAAGAAGCAUUACCGGCUGCAGUUUUACAUGUUUGGCUGGACCCACGUCACUCUUCUGAUCGUCGUCACACAGUCUCACUUGAUAAUUCACAACCUGUUUGAAGGCAUGAUCUGGUUCAUAGUGCCCAUCUCCUGUGUGAUCUGUAAUGACAUCAUGGCAUACAUGUUUGGCUUCUUCUUUGGUCGAACUCCUCUCAUUAAGCUGUCACCUAAGAAGACAUGGGAGGGAUUUAUUGGAGGCUUCUUCUCUACAGUUUUGUUUGGCAUAUUGUUGUCCUACUUCAUGGCUGGCUACAGUUCCUUUGUGUGCCCCGUGGAGUUUAACAAUGACACCAACAGGUUUAUGGUGGACUGCGAACCAUCGGACCUCUUCCAGUUACAGGAAUACCACAUCCCUGCUGUGCUGCAGUCUGUCAUCAGCUGGAAAACCGUCUGGAUGUAUCCCUUCCAAAUACACAGCAUUGCGCUCUCCACGUUUGCAUCACUCAUCGGUCCAUUUGGAGGAUUCUUUGCCAGCGGAUUUAAGAGAGCUUUCAAGAUCAAAGAUUUUGCCAACACAAUCCCAGGUCAUGGAGGCAUCAUGGAUAGGUUUGACUGUCAGUACUUGAUGGCCACCUUUGUGAACGUGUAUAUCGCAAGUUUCAUCAGAGGACCCAACCCAAGUAAACUAAUCCAGCAAUUCUUAACGUUGCGUCCCGACCAACAAAUUCACAUCUUCAGCACACUGAAAUCCCAUCUAACGGAAAGGGGAAUGCUGGAAAAUGGCGAGGGUUUGUAAAAUAACGGUUUGUUCAGUCGGGGCAAAACACCUCUACCCGGCGCAUGUGGGUUCACUGUCCAACAAUGCUGUACCAGCCCUUCCCAGAGAAGACUCCUUAACCCCUCUGCUGCCGGGGAAAGUUCCAGAAGCUCCUUCCUCCUUUUGUGCGAUGUCAUAUCUUGGCUGUAUGAUUUUAGUUCCUUGUUCACCAUGUUUACAUAUAAUAACAAAGCCGGUUACCCCAGCCAUGCCCACGAAAGGGGUUCCUGUGGAGCAUGGCGCCUCACCAAGGCAAGAUGUUGGAGACGGUUUGGAAAGUGGAGUGCAGAACAACAUUCAAAGUUCCUGAAAUCUAUACAGAAGAUAAUAGAAUGAUUACAGGGGCUUUCCAGCGUCUGAUUUUAAUCGGUUGCUUUGUACAUGCAGCUUUUACUAAAUCUAAUCGGAUUUAUUCAUCCGGCUUCCUUAGUUUUCUCCUAAUUAAUUGCUACCCCCCUUAGGAUUUUGUGAGGGAGCUAAUUUAAUAAAUCUCAAAAAUGCACCAUUCCUCAGUCACAC